CCUCAGCAACAUGUCUCCUCCUGAGCGCGCUUACACCGCCUCAGCUGUCACAUCCCCAAGAGAGAGACACUUCUCAGCUCUGAUAAGAAACUCCAAAAUGAUGUUACGAGUCGCCGUCCCAGGGCGGACCAGCUUUUCAACUUAAUGCAUCUCAUGAAGAACCACACAUCACAUCUACCUCAUCCAUUCUACAGAUGACAGAAUUUGAGAUUCAGACUCCCAGGCUGACCUGCAUUGAAUAGGAAGUUGGUGGAAACAUGGGUCCAUCAUUGCUUCACUCGAUUGCUGUCUUUGUGGCCGUCCAUGUGAUCCAAUGCCAAGCGGUUUGCGACAGACACGCUUCACUUGAAUGGCACCCUAAACAACACGCAAUCCAAGUCAAUUGGACCCUCGUAGGAAACAUAUGUAGGAGCGUUUCUGAGUGUUGGGAUUCACUGGGGGGAAAGGAGUCAACUACCCCUGUCAGCUUCCCACAGAUCUGCCCACUUGAGCUGCAACAUGGAGACAAACUGCUGAUGUCUGCUGAUGAAACACUGAAGUCAUACGGCUUCACACUCCUCAAUGUGUCAAAAGAAAACUUUGAGAGCUGUUCAACAAAUGGGCAAAAAAAAGAUCAGUUUCUUUUCCCCCACACUAUAAAUGGAACAGAGCAAGUUGAGGCCACGUGGUUGGUCCCGGGUCAUCAUUACUUCAUCGCUCUGCAUGAGGGAGAAACGCAGCUGUGCCAGCUUGGCCUACGGCUCAACGUGUCUGUUAAAACGCAACUUUGUCAGGGUUCUCCUCUGCUUCGGCUUUGUUCGGGGAGCGGUGUUUGUCAAACAGACCUCCGGGAUGGUGCAUACCGCUGUCGAUGCCACCACCACUACUCUGGGAGUUUUUGUGAAAAGUCUGAUGCCUGUUUGGAUAACCCAUGUGAAAACAAAGGAGUCUGUUUGAGCAAUGGAUCCACAGAUCCAAACCACAGAACAUAUAAAUGUCUGUGUCCUCCACAUUUUACAGGGGUGAACUGCUCUGAAAUCACUGGAAAAGAAAACUGUGACAGAAUUUGUGAAAAUGGGACAUGCGUUCAAGGGUCGCCUGCAUCCUUUAAAUGCAUCUGUGACACAGGAUCCUCUGGCCCCCCUUGUGAGAAGAGGAGAGGCCCCUGUGAUCCAAAUCCAUGCAGAAAUGGCGGCGUUUGUGAGCGCACCCCCAAAGGAUUUGCCUCUGAUUGUGUCUGUGCAGAUGGUGCUGUGGUCCCAGCAUGCAGGAGGCUUCAGAACCUGUGCAGCCCAUCACUUUGUCUCAACAAUGCCACCUGUUUGUCAAGGGGGAAUGAUCACUUCUGCAGAUGUCUGGGAGGGUUUUCCGGGAAGAAUUGUGAAGAAAUAAUUGACUACUGCCGGCUGCUCAAUAUCAACUGCCUGAAUGAGGGAUUGUGCUUGAGUUUAAUUGGCGGGUAUCAGUGUGUUUGUGCCUCAGGAUGGAUUGGAGAGUUUUGUCAAUAUGUAGGCAAUGCCUGCCUGAUAAAACCAAACAGCUGUUUGAAUGGAGCCACAUGCAUUACAACAAGUCAGCCUUCCUCUCCUCCACAAUACACCUGCAAGUGCCCCCACGGCUUCACAGGAACAAACUGUGAGACUGGGAUCAACGAGUGUGACUCCAGUCCCUGUAGGCACAAUGGCACAUGCUCCGAGUUGUUAGGACAUCACCAAUGCCAAUGUCCUGCAGGUUUUCUGGGAAGAAACUGUGAAGUUGACAUAGAUGCCUGUUCUCUAUCCAACAUCACAUGUCCGCCAAAGACUGAGUGUUUGGAUCUCCCAGGUGGCCUUGAAUAUACCUGUCGCGUUCCCUGCCCUCAAAACCUUCAACCAUGUGCCAGCGGAGGACGCUGUGUGUUGAAUGAUGCCAGCAGCUACACCUGCAUUUGUACCCCUGGUUGGUCAGGUCACCACUGCCGUAUCAAUGUCAAUGAUUGUGUUCAACACUGGUGUCAAAAUGGAGCCACUUGUAUGGAUGCGAUUGAUGGUUAUAGCUGCCUUUGUCCCAGAGGAUACGCCGGCGUCUACUGUGAAGAGGACAUUGAUUACUGUGUUGGCCAUCGAUGCGCUGAACAUGGUGUUUGCCUAGACCAGCAGUAUAACUUUACCUGCCGCUGCUUGCUUGGGUUUGAAGGAUCGCUCUGUGAACUGGAAACAAAUGAGUGCAACAGCUUCCCCUGCGCAGGCAGUGCCACCUGUGUGGACCUAAUCAGUGAUUAUCGGUGCCACUGUCCCCCAGGGUUUGAGGGACGAACCUGCUCUGAGAAUGUAAAUGACUGCUGGUCGCAGCCUUGUCUGAAUGGAGGCUUGUGCAAGGAUCUAAUAAAUGACUACAUUUGUCACUGCCCUGUUGGGUUCAAGGGGAAAGACUGCUCCGUGGAUAUUGACCUUUGCUCAUUCGGACUCUGCAGUGAGCAUACAUUAAUAUGCAGUGAGACCAAGGAUGGACAGAAUGUUUCUUGCACGUGCAAAAGAGGAUUUGGAGGGUCAUUAUGUGAAGUAAAUCUCAAUGAUUGUGAGUCAAAGCCCUGCCAGAACGGUGGUAUUUGUGUGGACGGCAUUGACCUGUAUCAGUGCUUCUGCUCAGAGGGGUUUGGGGGGUUUAACUGUGAAAUCAACUAUGAUGAAUGUGUCCAUGGAUACUGCGCCAAUAAUUCCUCGUGUAUUGACCUGGUUGCAGACUAUGAGUGCAUCUGUCCUUUGGGCUUUGCUGGUAAGAAUUGCUCCACAUCUGUCUCAGCGUGUGCUUCAGAUGUUGAGGUGUGCAGUAAUGGAGGAACCUGCUUCUACAACUCAGCGGGGAAAAUACAAUGCAUUUGCCCUCCAGGAUACCAGGGCAAUGAGUGCUUCUCAUCUGUGAACCAAUGCGUGUCAAAUCCGUGCCACCCUGAGGGAACUCUCCUCUGUGAAGAACUGGCAAAUACUUAUAGAUGUGUGUGUCAAAAUGGGUACUCUGGACCGCACUGCAAAACACUAAUAAACCACUGUGUUGAUGGCCUGUGUCAACAUGGUUCAGCGUGUUUGGAUCUAUCAAGAGGGUUCAAGUGUGAUUGUUUACCAGGGUUAACAGGCCAAUUUUGUGAGGUAAACAUUGAUGAUUGUGAAGAACAGCCGUGUGGAGCCCUGAGUGUUUGUAAUGAUGCUGUGGGUGGCUACAAUUGCUUUUGUGCACCUGGAUUUAUUGGAAAUAACUGUGAGAUUGAAGUGAAUGAAUGUCUCAGCGAGCCUUGUGGAAAUGGAGGUUCCUGCAUCGAUGAUCUCAACUCUUUCACCUGCCAGUGUCCUUUCGGAAUCACAGGGAACUACUGUGAAGUCAACAUAGACGAGUGCAUGUCCUCACCCUGCCUGCACAAUGCUACGUGCCUUGACCUGGUUCACGGCUAUAGAUGUGUCUGUAGGCCUGGCUUUACAGGUACAGAGUGUGAACUUGACAUUGAUGAGUGUGCUUCAUCUCCAUGCAAGAAUGGAGCCACUUGCAUUGACCAGCCUGGUAAUUACUUCUGCCAAUGUGCGGCUCCAUUUAAAGGUCAUAAUUGUGAGUUCUUACCCUGUGAGGCCAGUAAUCCGUGCGAGAAUGGUGCAGUGUGUGUGGAGGAGUUGGAUCAGGACCAUUUCCCUCUUGGUUUCCGCUGUCACUGUCGCCAUGGAUUCACUGGCCCCCGCUGUGAAAUCAAUGUGGAUGAGUGCAGCUCCAGCCCCUGCUUUCACGGUUUCUGCUACGAUGUUGCAGACGGCUUUUACUGCCUUUGCAAUCCUGGUUAUGCUGGGCUGAGAUGUGAGCAAGACAUUGAUGACUGCAUGAACAGUCUGUGCAGCUCCAACUCGAUAUGUAAAGACCUCCAUCUGAGUUACGAGUGUGUAUGUCACUCAGGCUGGGAGGGGGAGUUCUGCCAACAAGAAAUUGAUGAAUGUUUAUCGCAGCCCUGCAAAAACAACGCCACCUGCACAGACCUUCUUAACAGCUACAAGUGUUUGUGCUCUCCGGGCUGGACAGGUGUGGACUGUGCAGAGGAUGUGGAUGAGUGUGAUUCUGGACCUUGUCUAAAUGGAGCUCAGUGUCAGGAGUCAGACGUACCUGGGGAGUUUUCCUGCACCUGUCCCCCCUUCUUCAGCGGCCCCUUGUGCAACCAUCCCUAUGACCCCUGCGACCCCCUCCACAAUCCGUGCCUGCACAACUCCACCUGCCUGACACGCUCCAAUGGAAAAGCCUCCUGCAGAUGCCCAGCUGGAUUUGAAGGAAGUUGGUGUGAAAUUGACACCAAUGAGUGUAGCUCAAAUCCAUGCCAGAACCAGGGCGACUGUGUGGACCGGGUCAACGGCUACAGCUGUGAUUGUAAGAUGGGAUUUUCUGGCCUUCACUGCGAGGAAGACAUCAAUGAGUGCACCUCUAGCCCGUGCCACAACUCUGCCAUUUGCCAAGACCUUGUGAACAGGUUCACCUGCAUCUGCCCCCCUGGUUAUUUUGGAACGCUGUGUGACCUGGAUGUGAAUGAGUGUGAAGUUUCACCUUGCCUACACGAGGGCAUCUGUAUCAACACCCCCGGGGGCUUCAAGUGUGUCUGUCGUCCUGGAUACUCAGGGGAACGGUGUGGAGUUAACAUUGAUGAGUGCGUUUCGAACCCAUGCCAAAAUCAUGGGAAAUGUAUUGAUGCGCCUAAUCGAUACCACUGCUUGUGUCCUGAUGGCUUUAUUGGGCUCCACUGUGAAACCAACAUUGAUGAAUGCAUGUCAGCGCCCUGUCUUCAUGGGAGCUGUAAAGAUGGAGUAUAUUCUUACUCCUGCCUCUGUGAAUCUGGAUGGACUGGCAGCAGAUGUGAAACAAACAAUGACGAAUGUGCAUCCAUUCCCUGCUUAAACGGAGGAUCAUGUGUGGAUCUCAUUGAUAAAUAUGCAUGCUUCUGUCAGGAUGGUUACAAAGGGAAAAUGUGUGAGAUUGAUAUUGAUGUCUGCAAAGAAGCUGCAUUUAAUGUCUCACUGUGUUUCAAUGGAGCUGCCUGCCUUGACGGUGAGGGAUCAAACUUUACAUGCAGCUGUCCACCAGGUUUCAUGGGAGAUUUCUGCGAAGUGGAUGUUAAUGAAUGUUGCUCGGCUCCCUGCCACAACGGUGCCAUUUGCCAAGAUCUUAUUAAUAGCUACGUCUGCCACUGCAGGUCAGGUUGGACAGGCCUUCACUGUGAGGAUGACAUUAAUGAGUGCCUUCCACAGCCUUGCAACCAGGGGAUAUGCAUUCAGAAUGAUCCGGGCUAUGGCUACACCUGUUUCUGUCGUCCUGGAUUUGUGGGGAGGAACUGUGAGCACAACUAUGAUGAUUGCCUGUUGAAUCCAUGUCCAGAAGCCUUUUCCUGUCUAGAUGGCAUCAACAAGGUCAGCUGCCUGCCUCCUGUUACCGAUUCUGUUCCCUUGGCCACGGUAGUAAAGAACACCACUUUCGGCUCAACACCUAGGGUGCGAACGCCUACUCUCGACCCGGCACCAGCAGCUGAGGAAUCCACAGAUUCAAGCUACGUGCAUUACUUUGGGAAUUCAUACCUGGAGUUUGAGGGUAUUAACCUCAGCGCACUCAACAACAUCACUGUGAGAUUUCAGACUCAAGUUUCCCAGGGAACCAUACUUUAUGUGGACCAAGGACCAGCCAACGGUGAUUCGUUUUUCAUGAAACUCUUCAUCUUGAAUGGAAGCUUGCAGUACGCCUUUUGCUGUAAUGAAGAAGAAGAGGUUUCACGGAUCAGCACAAUAAUUCAUGUCGCUGAUGGCAAGGUUCACAUUGUUAAUAUCAGACAACACCUGACCCCCUGUGAGGCAGAGCUAACUCUUUCUGGUCAUGAGACAAUCAGAAGUAUAGCAAGUAAUUACUGGUUGGGACACAUCAUACAAAGAACAAACCACAUCUUCACAGGCGGUUUGCCACAAGAAUAUCUACUCAAUCAGAGAGCAAAACCCUUCCACAACUAUACUGGAUGCAUUGAAAUAAUUGAAAUGAAUAAACUGAGGAGCUUUUACACAUCUGAUGCCAUCGGCGGGAGCAACGUAGACCAAUGCAGAUUUUCUCUGUCUGCCAUGAAAGACUUGUCAAAAAGUUUGACCAAUCAACCAACCAAUCCUGACAGAGUGACCAAAACAACAACAACGGCUGCUCCUGCACUAACUCCAAAACAACUUCUGCAUGAACCUCGAGUUUGCUUUGAUGGUCUUUGCCUCAACGGAGGAACAUGUCACGAUGUGCAGCUGCCUGCUGGAUCUCUGCCUACCUGUCAAUGCCCGCUUCAUUUUACGGGAACUUUUUGUGAGAAAGACACCACAGUAUACAUAUCCUCAUUUGAUGGCACAUCUUAUUUGGAGCUGCAGCCCCUUUCAUCCCUUCUCCAGCCUUCUGGUGCCACUAAUAAUCUGUCUGCUACAGUCAAGGACACCACUGUUAUUCUUAGUUUGACAGUGAAAACAAGAUCUGCACAAGGCACAAUCCUCUACACUCAACAGCAGAACUUGGGGGAACAGUUCCUUCAUGUGUUCCUUCAAGAUGGAAGUCCUGUUGCUAAACUUGGGUGUGGUAGCGGUUAUGUUCUGCAUGCUGCUGUGGGCCAGAACGUCAAUAAUAACAGAUGGAUGCCAAUCACAAUCAGAUACAAUCUGCCCGUUGGCAAACAAGGAGGGUCUUGUAUGAUUGAAAUAGCUGCCGAUAAUGGAACAGCCCAGCGUCUCGAGGAGAACGUUUCAAACCCCGUGUCAGAGGAACCCUUUGGACCCAUAUUUCUCGGGGAUGUUUCAUCCCAUUGGGAGAUGCAUGAUGGGAGUGCAAAGGGAGCAAGGAGAUUCAUUGGAUGCAUCGGGCAACUUCAGGUCAACUCAAAAGAGAUUUACCUGGUGGGUGAGGCUGUGAGCGGGAGAAACAUCAAGAAUUGUGACCCGCCUGUCUGCCAACACCUUCCCUGUCGUAAUGGAGGAACUUGUAGAAGUGAUGCUGAGGACUGGUUCUGUGAAUGCCCCCCGCUCUACACGGGCCGACUUUGCCAGUUCAACGCCUGCGAGCGCAACCCCUGUGGUCACGGAGCAACAUGCAUCCCAAAGUCACCAUUGGAGGCCGUAUGUCUCUGCCCCUACGGAAGACAAGGUCUACUGUGUGAUGAACCCAUCAAUAUUACCCGUGCCAGAUUCAGUGGAAGUGAUGAGUUUGGUUACACUUCUUUCGUGGCUUACUCCUCCAUCCCGAGCCUGAGUUUCUUCUACGAGUUCAAGCUGAAGUUCACCCUCGCAGAUAAUUCAUCUUCUGUGAAAGAUAACCUGAUGCUGUUCGCUGGGCAUAAAGGACAAGGCGAUGAUGGUGAUGACUUCCUCGUUUUGGGACUGCGGAAUGGCCGAGUUGUGCAUAGAUUCAACCUUGGAUCGGGUGUAGCAGUCAUAUUCAGUGAUCGACUGAAUCAGCAGACCAGCAUUCACACCGUUACGUUUGGAAGGUCAAAGAGGACCGGAUGGCUGAAGGUUGACGGGCAACGUAACAGAACAGGAUCCUCUCCGGGCCCCCUGAUAGGCCUCAAUGUUUUCAACCAGCUCUUUGUGGGUGGAUAUAAUGAGUACACCCCUGAACUCCUGCCACUUGGAUCCAGGUUCCGUAAUGGCUUUCAGGGGUGCAUUUUUGAUGUGCAGUUUCGUACAAGAAGAGACAGAAAGUUCCAAGUGCUGGGACAGCCUGCGGGACAUCCAGCCUUUGGGCGCAGCGUGGGUCAGUGUGGAGUCACCCCUUGUGUUCAUGUUCACUGCAGAAACGGGGGGAAAUGUGUGGACUCUGGCUCAUCUGUGUAUUGCCAGUGCCCAUUUGGAUGGAAAGGAGCACUCUGUUCUGAGACGGUGUCUGUGUGUGAUGUGGAGCACAGCCCCCCGCCUCUGUGUGCCCACGGUUCCACCUGCAUCCCUCUGCCCAAAGGAUAUACCUGCCAGUGCCCCCUGGGGACCGCAGGGCUCUACUGCGAGAAAGCUGUGACCAUCAGUGAUCCGUUCUUCAGUGGUAACCAGUCUUCAUGGAUGUCAUUCCCGCCUAUGAGCAUUAGACACAGGACGGUUCUGCAGCUGCAGUUCCAGCCUUUAUCACCUGAUGGCAUCCUUGUGUACACUGCACAGCACCUCAGUGCCAGAUCUGGAGACUUCUUGUGCCUCUCUUUGACAUCAGGGUUUGUCCAGCUGCGGUACAAUCUCGGGGAUGGCCCCCACAUCCUGCAGUCUGUUGAGCGAGUGGACUUAGGCAGCAGGACCUGGCACACGGUGAAGGCUGGCCGGGUCGGUCACCAAGGCUUUCUCAGUCUGGACAGCAAGGAGACUAGAGAGGAUGUGACUCGGGGGAUGACCACUCUCGAUGUUGCUACUGACAUCUUCAUUGGGGGCGUGUCAACCUUAAGCUUCGUCUCCACAGAAGCAACAGAAAUGGAGCCGGUGGGCUUCACUGGUGGUUUAAGAGAACUCAUACUGAACGGGGAAGAGUUUGAGUUAACAGAGACGGGGGCUAUAAGUGGAGCAAAUGUAGGGGACUGGGAUGGGACCGCCUGUGGGUACAAGGUGUGCAAAAAUGGAGGACAGUGCAGGUCAACAGGAGGUGACUCAUUUAUGUGCGUGUGUCCACCAUCAUGGACUGGCUCUGUGUGUAACCAGUCUGUAAGCUGUUUAAACCCCGUAUGCAAACAGGGUUCCUUAUGUUCCCCAUCUGGUGUUACCUCAUACCGCUGCAUAUGCCCUUUGGGAUGGGGUGGGAGGUACUGCGACUCAGAAAUAGCCACGGACACUCUCAAGUUUGUGGGAAGCUCAUUUGUUAAAUACCAGGACCCGAGAUACAACACGAGGAAUUUUAAAUACACACAGGUUUCUUUUAGCUUUAAAACUAACUCAAAUAACAGUUUGGUAAUGUGGAUGGGGAAGGCUGAACAUGAAGAUGAUGACUACCUCGCAGUGGGACUUGAAAACGGCCACCUCAAAAUUGCGGUGAAUCUUGGGGAGAGACUUUCCCUGCCAAUAACUCUCAGGAAUGUCACACUGUGCUGCGACACGUGGCACAAUGUCUCUAUAUCUUUAAACAGCACCAUUAUCCAGGUGGUUGUGGACAAUAAGAGAGUCCUCCAGGAUUUAGACCCGUUUGAGCGUUACGUGGCUUUAAACUACGGGGGUCAGCUUUACUUUGGGGGGUUUGAAGUGUUCAGAAAUGUAUCAAUUGUUACUUCUGGGUUGUUUUCAAAAGGCUUUGAAGGAAAUCUAAGAAAUGUUUUUUUGUUUAAAGAUACUAAGCCACUGCAGUUUCUCAGGAACAGUGAGGGUUUUGAUGUUUACGAGGGCAAUGAAUAGUAGUGAUAUUGUUAGGCGAUGGUAAACUCUACAUUAGUUGUGUUUUUUUAACACACUACUACUAAUAGUCAGAGGCGAUUUUUGAAGACUAGUUAGGUUAAAAUGUUGUUGACACUAAACUGUAUUUUUAAACUUGUUUCAGCAACAUUGUACAGCUUGAUUUCCAUCUGACUGAUUGAAAGAUCAUGAUGAAAUCACUGGAAGACGGGUAGAUUGAAUGUUUCAAAGUAGACUUAAUAAAACUUUUAUGAUUAAAUAUUUCAAACAAGUGUGUUGUGAGGCCUGAACAUUAGUCAUUUCAUUCCAGCAAGAAAAAACAAAAAGCCAAAUGUCUAAAAUCAUGUUAAUAUAUAACAAUUUAAAUCUGUAUCCAAGUGAUUUUUACCUUUAAUACAUUUAGAAAGAAAUAUAACACGUUUGUUUAUAAUCAAUAAUAAAAAAGAAUUAGCUUUAUUACGAACUGUACAUAAACACACAGUGCAAAGGCACACGUCAUCUCUAAUGUAUAUUACAAGCCAAAAUGUACAUACUUUUCCCCAAAAAGUAAGUUUAAAAAAUAAUUAAGCAAUUUAAAAGAAUUGAAAUGGGGGGGAAAAGAAAAGCUGCUGUUUG
Molecule: messenger RNA, 9953 nt
Organism: Eleginops maclovinus (Patagonian blennie)
Lineage: Eukaryota; Metazoa; Chordata; Actinopteri; Perciformes; Eleginopidae
Gene: eys
Product: eyes shut homolog
Exons: 51
Coding region: 258-9341 (3027 amino acids)
Biological process (GO): Notch signaling pathway
Molecular function (GO): calcium ion binding; Notch binding
Source: RefSeq, a predicted model, not a curated record